Messenger RNA from Meloidogyne enterolobii, 406 nucleotides. Lineage: Eukaryota; Metazoa; Nematoda; Chromadorea; Rhabditida; Meloidogynidae. The record is from the annotation of a GenBank genome assembly.
UGUUUUUUUGGGUUUGUGUGGGCUACUGGAAUGGAGAUUGAAGGAGAAGAGAAAAAGCACAAGAAGUUGGGUAGGUAUAUGAAAGGUGAACAACAUCUUUCUAGAAUGCCUUUCCAGGUCGUCUAGAUUUUUGAAGGGUGAACGACUUUUACCAUCCCAAAGGUGAAUGAAUGAGCCCACAGGGAGGGACAGAAAAAUAAUAGAAAAAAAUAAAAUAAAAAAAUAAAAUAAACACCCUUAAAUGUUUCCAAACACCCCUCUCUAUUUUCCUCUCAAUCAUUCACAUAAACCGACUGACUGCUUUCACAAUACCCUUCACCCGCCUUAUUUUCACAUCUCCAAUCUAGUCAUACCCCCUCAAUAUUUCCAUUUUUGCCUUUUAGCAUGUGCCGCUUUAUUUGACUAG